Colias croceus (clouded yellow) is the source of this 9704-nucleotide messenger RNA. Its product is annotated as ankyrin-3-like. The record is from RefSeq and is a predicted model, not a curated record. Bases 172 to 7845 code for a protein of 2557 amino acids. Gene Ontology annotation, molecular function: protein binding. The transcript is spliced from 35 exons. Lineage: Eukaryota; Metazoa; Arthropoda; Insecta; Lepidoptera; Pieridae.
CACUUCAUUCGCGCUCGAUGCGUCGGUUAAUUUAGAGCGGUAUGUUGCCGUGACGAAUUUUUCUCUGGGAGUGUGCUCUCGUAUCUAUUGGUGCCGAUUUUUUUAUGUACAGUGAAUUCCGAAAAAUUAACAUAUUUUGCGCAUGGUAGUGAAUAAAAUACGAGUUUGAUCAUGGCGUUGGAGGGUGUGAAAAGUGAAAAAAGUGAGGAAAGCAAUGCGAAUGUUCAGGACGCGAAGGCGAACGGUGUCGACAAUAGGAAUAAACAGAUAGAUCCAAACACAGCGUUUCUGCGAGCGGCGCGCGCGGGCCAAUUGGACACAGUCGUCGAUCUAUUGGAUUCAGGGGCUGUUAAAGAUAUAAACACAUGUAAUUCUAAUGGAUUAAACGCUCUACAUUUAGCCGCUAAAGAUGGACACAUUUCAGUAGUAGAAGAACUACUGAAACGCGGUUCUAUCGUCGACGCAUCGACAAAGAAAGGCAACACAGCCCUCCACAUAGCAUGUCUAGCUGGCCAGGAGUCAGUUGCCCGAGCGCUGCUCGCGGCCGGCGCGAAGGCAGACGCUCAAUCGGCGGCGGGCUUCACGCCGUUAUACAUGGCCGCGCAGGAGAACCACGCGGGCUGCGUGAAAAUGUUGCUAGCGGCAGGGGCCAGCCAGACACUUGCGACAGAGGAUGGAUUCACACCGCUAGCAGUGGCGAUGCAACAGGGCCACGACCGCGUGGUUGCAGAACUGCUCGAAUCCGACACACGCGGUAAAGUGCGAUUACCCGCAUUGCACAUUGCCGCUAAGAAAAACGACGUAAAAGCCGCUACGCUUUUACUAGAGAACGAACACAACCCGGACGCGUGCUCCAAGUCCGGUUUCACGCCCCUCCACAUAGCAGCGCACUACGGCAACGUGGGCGUGGCCAAAGCGCUGCUCUGUGCCGGCGCGGACGCGGGCCGCGCGGCCAAGCACAACAUCACGCCGCUGCACGUGGCCAGCAAGUGGGGGCAGCUGGCCAUGGUCGACCUGCUGGUGGAGAAUGGUGCAAACAUAGCAGCAGUGACGCGAGAUGGCUUGACGCCAUUGCACUGCGCGGCUCGUUCCGGUCAUAGCAAUGUGGUGUCAAGGUUGUUGCAGCAUGGUGCACCGAUUACUAGUAAAACUAAGAAUGGUCUAACCCCCCUCCACAUGUCAGUACAAGGGGAGCACGUAGAAACUGCGAAAGUGCUGCUCACAGAAGGCGCUCCCAUCGAUGACGUCACUGUUGACUAUCUUACUGCGUUGCAUGUGGCCGCACAUUGUGGUCAUGUUAGAGUCGCAAAACUUCUGCUGGACAGAAAUGCGGACGCAAACGCGCGUGCUCUGAACGGUUUCACGCCACUACACAUCGCUUGUAAGAAGAACCGGCUCAAAGUUGUCGAACUGUUGCUCAAAUAUGGUGCUAGUAAAUCAGCAACCACAGAAUCUGGUCUGACUCCCCUCCACGUGGCCUCGUUCAUGGGCUGCAUGAACAUCGCGCUGGUGUUGGUCGGGGCGGGUGCUGACGCUGAUGCUGCUACCGCGAGAGGAGAAACUCCUCUUCAUCUCGCUGCUAGAGCGCAUCAGACGGAUUUGGUGCGAGUUUUGUUGAGGAACAACGCUAAGGUGGAAGCCCGUGCUCGCGAAGAACAAACACCACUACACGUAGCAGCAAGAUUGGGGCAUGCGGACAUUGCUGCACUUUUGCUGCAGCAUGGUGCUGAUGUUGCUGCAACCACCAAGGACAAGUACACGCCGCUGCAUAUUGCUGCUAAGGAAGGCAAAGAAGAAGUAGCAGCAAUUCUUAUAGACCACAACGCGCCAAUAGAAGCAGAAACGCGUAAAGGCUUCACUCCACUACACCUAGCCGCUAAAUACGGUGACAUGGGCGUUGCCAGGCUAUUACUUGCUAGAGGAGCUCAACCUGACGCGCCAGGAAAGAGUCAUAUCACUCCAUUGCAUAUGGCAACGUAUUAUGGGCAUCCGGAUAUCGCUCUGCUUUUGCUGGAUAAAGGUGCAUCACCACAUUCACUGGCUAAGAACGGUCAUUCCGCACUUCACAUCGCGUGUAGACACAAUCAUCCAGAUAUCGCGUUUGCGCUACUUGAACAUGAUGCGGAUCCCAGUGUGAAGUCAAAGGCUGGGUUCACACCAUUACACAUGGCGGCGCAAGAGGGUCACGAGGACUGCGUCGAGAUGCUUAUUGAGAGAGGCGCUGAUGUCAAUGUUCCGGCUAGCAACGGUCUGACGGCGGUGCACCUGGCGGCGGCGGAGGGGCGCGGGGCGGUGCUGCGCGCGCUGCUGGCGGCCGGCGGGCGCUGUGCGGCGCGCACGCGCGACGGGUACACGCCGCUGCACGCGGCCGCGCACCACGGCCACCUGGCCGCCGCGCGCGCGCUGCUGGACGCGGGCGCGGACGUGACCGCGCGCGCGCAGCACGGAUUCACACCACUCCACCAAGCGGCACAACAAGGCCACACCCUUAUAAUUCAACUACUGUUGAAGAGUAACGCUGACCCUAACGCACUGUCUGCGAACGGACAGACAGCGUGCGCGAUCGCAGAUCGGUUGGGCUACAUCAGCGCGGUGGAGGCGUUGCGGCCGCUCACUGAGAACACGCUUAGCCAAGCUGUGGGUGACACGGGUGGUGUUGAGGGUAAAUACAGAGUGGCAGCCCCAGAACUAAUGCAGGACACAUUCAUGAGUGAUUCAGAGGAUGAGGGAGGAGAAGUGGAAUGCCCAAUCCAGCAGCAGCAGCAGUACCGCUACAUGAACAGCGAAGCGGGCACGCUGAACCGCGCCAAGCCGCUCGAGGACAGCGUGACGGACGGCCACCUGUGGCCCAGCAACAAUGACAGCAGAGUGGCCACCAUCGAGCGGCAGCCGCUGGACAUCGGAUUCCUGGUGUCCUUCGUGGUAGACGCUCGCGGAGGAGCUAUGAAGGCAAAGCGACGUGGUGGUGUCAGGAUUAUAGUACCACCAGCAGCGUGUGCCGCUCCCACUAGAGUUACUUGCAGAGCAGCCACACGGCGCGCACCAGCCGCAGCCCCACCACCGCUUAUGGAAGGCGAAGCCCUAGCCUCUAGACUUCUGGAACUGCAGCCACAAGGAGCCAAAUUUUUAGCACCUGUGAUAAUCGAAGUCCCGAUCUUCACGGCAUCCUGUCCAGAACGAGAGAUUGUCAUCCUGCGCUCCGACACGGGGGAGACGUGGCAAGAUCACUACUUGCACAACAACGACAAUGCUAUGAUACAGGAGGCGCUGACCCGCGAGCGGCAAGAGCACGGCACGAGCGGCGAGGCGCUCGGCGAGAACGGCGAACGCGUGACGCGCAUCAUCACGUGCGACUUCCCGCACUACGUGGCGGUGGUGUCGCGCGUGCGCCAGGAGGUGCACAUCAUCGGGCCCGACGGCGGCACCGUGUCCUCCGCGCACAUCCCGCAGGUGCAAGCGUUGUUCCCCCCGCAAGCGCUGACGAAGCGCAUCCGCGUGGGUCUGCAAGCGCACGGGGCCAGCCCCGCACUGGCGCGGCGCGUGCUGCCGCGGCACGGCGCCGUGUCGCCCGUGCUGACGGUGGAGCCGCGCCGCAGGAAGUUCCACCGCAGCAUCACGCUCACCGUGCCGCUGCCGCAGCCGCCCGAUCACAAGGUGGUAGAAAAACAAUCGACAUCGAACUUACGCCUGCUCUGUUCGAUCAUGGGCGGUCAAGCGCGAGCCGUGUGGGAGGAUGUCACGGGUUCGACUCCGCUCACCAUCACCGAUGAUUGUGCGUCAUUCACCACCACGGUAUCUGCGAGAUUCUGGUUGAUGAACUGUCAAAAUGUCAGCGACGCUACGAAGUUGGCUACGGAGUUAUACAGACAAAUGCUAGUAGUGCCAUUCGAAGUGCGUAUCGUGGUUUUGGGCAAACGUUUGGACGCGCUGGAGGGUCGCCUGCUCGUGCUCUAUAUUACGGACAGAUACGCGUAUGAAACUCUGCUGCAACAGGAACACUACACAGAAAUAGCGCAUUCGACGUCCGUACGCUUUUUGGACGGCAAAGAAGUUUUUCUAGAGUUUUCUGGAAACCUCGUUCCGGUAACCAAGUCCGGCAGUCAACCGCUGUUUACUUUUGAGGCGUUCAAAGACAACCGCGUGGAAUUCACAGUGCGCGUCAAACACCACGAAGAGAGCCCAUCCGGCAGGAUCUAUUUCAUGAACGAACCUAAGGUGGCCAAGGGUGAACAGUCCCAAACACCGGCAUGUGUGCUUGACGUACAACUGCCUGAGCGCAUCGCACCGAGAGCCGCUAAGAGCCAACUUGACUGUCUCAACCUCGACCAGUCCGGAUUCGACGCAUUAAAAGACGAACUGAGCUUCCAUUGGGGUGACCAUAACCACAGUAUCGGACCGCCAUCGCUCCACACACACCACGAAACUUCACCACAACUCAACGGACACGACAAAACCAUUGCAAAUGGUAAUGUGAAAUUCACUACUAAGGACGCGGAUGAUGUGAAACCCAAAGUUCAAGUGAACGGUGACUCAGUGCACGUUGAUUCGAAUAAAGUGAAAGCAACAUUCGAUUCAGAUGAAGACAAAACUCCAAUGAACACACUGGAAAAAGGCAAGAAGAAAUCAGAAGGUGGCUUCUUAGGAGGCCUCGCUGAUAAAGUAAAGAACGUUUUUAGCCACAGUGAGGAGAAGGAAGACAGUAAAGAGUCAUCGCCCAAACUAGAGCCUAAACCAGAGCCCAAACCAAGAGAAUCUAAAGAUAAAUCACCGCCGAAACCAGCACCGAGGAUCAUCAAUGAAGAUCUGCUUGAAAAAGUCGACGAUAUGUUCAAAGACUUAAAAGUCAAACCUCACGUACGAAUCGAUGAAGAUGCCAACAAUGAAGUGUAUUUAACAAAAUUAAUUAUCGACGAUGGAGAUUCUCCGAGUAUAAAGGAAAAGACUGAAGAAGUUUAUGAGCAGUAUGAGAACAUGCAACCCGUUGAAACUCCCUUGCGUAGUAAAAAAACGGAUCCAUUCCAGUUCUAUGACGACUGCUGCAAAGGACUAUACAAAAAAGGAGAAAAACAUAGCCACGAGGAGACUUCAACGUUAGCUGACAGAAUAGAAAAUGUCAAUUUUACCGUGCAUGAGACCAUUCAAGAAAUCGCUGAUAGAGCUGAAAGCGAGUCCAAAGAUGUUUUAGAUAAACUUUACAAAGAGAAAGAUAAUCUAAAACAGAAAACGUCUGAAGUGCAAGAUGAUGUAUCUAAAAACGGAGACAACUUUAAACACGACCUUGUCAUCGUUGAGGAGACAUUGAAGAAAAAUGUUCAUGAUGGGGAAGAUAAAUUGAAAGAUGCCAUCAAAGAAAAAUCUGAUAAAGUUGCUGAUACAGCACAAAAUAUAGAAAACGAUGUUGAUAAUUUAACUUCAGAUGUUCGUACACAAGCGACCGCCGAAAUUGAAAAUAUUAAAACAACAGCUCAGGAUAUUGUUAAUAAUCUACUUAAUCAAGCUGAUUCAAAACAUAAAGACCAUAAAACGCUUGUAAUGGACUUUUUAGCCGCUGAACAAAUGGAAGCUUCUAAGUCAUUAGACGGUGUAACCCAAGAUUUAAAGAAAGAAGUAAAAAAUAAGGAAAACGAUCUUGUAAAUACAGCUGAAUUAAUAAAGGAUUCUACCAAAGAAAAAAUAUCAGAUAUAGGUGAGGACUUGAACAAUAAAGUGAACAAUAUAAAGAAAGGUGCUAAAAAUAAAAUGGAUAAUAUAAAAGAGGCAACCGAUGAUAAAGUGAAUGAAUUGAGUGAUGCUAUUGACUCUGCAAAGGAGAAAACAGGAAAAGCAGCUGAAAAUGUAAAAUCAAAGGCUAAAGAAACUAAAGAAAAUAUAAAAGCUGAGGGCAAAAAGAAAUCAAAGGAAGGCAAAAACUUUUUCACAGGACUUGUACACAAUAUAUUUGGUGAAAAAGAAAAAGUUGAGGAUGAGGUGAAAAAUAGUGUAUCUGAAGGCAAAAAAUCCGCUAAGAAACUAUUAAAACAGGCAUCGCAAAUGAAAGAAGACGUUGAAGAAACUGCAGCUAAGAAACAAGAACAAUGUGUUGAUUUUCUUGAAAAUGAAACACAAAAAGUAAAUGAUAAGAAGGAAAAGGCUAUUAACAAGGGUAGUGAAUUAAUUUCAAAUGCACAAAAUACGGCUGAAGGUAUUAAGGAAGAUAUACAUGAUACAGCUACAUCUGCAGCACAAAAUGUUCAAGCAGAUGCUCAGGCAGCUUUGAAUAAUCUCGAACAAUUCAAGGAAAGAGUAAGUCACGAUGCGAACGAACAAGCAAGUAAUCUAGUACAAAAUAUUGAAGGUAAAAGGAAUGAAAUAGCCGAAGAUCUUUAUGAGAAAAAGCAAAAUGCCGUAGACAGUAUACAUUCAACAACGGAUAGCGUAAUAAAAGACAUUGAAAAUAAAAAAGAACAAGUGACACAAAAUGCACACGAACAAGCUGAGAAGCUAAUUGAAAAUGUAGAAAGUAAAACAAAGGAAGUCACUCAAAAUAUCGAACAAACAAAAGAUAAAGUCGUUGAAAAUGUUCAAAACAAGACAAGUGAAAUUUUGGAUGGCAUUCAACAGCAGAAAUAUCAAUUAGGGAGUGCUAAAGAUGAUUUAAUAGAAAAUAUUCAGAACAAGAGUACAGAUAUUUUGAACAGCGUAGACAAUGCCAAGAAUAACGCAGUAAAUGAAGUGCAGGCUCAAAGCGCUCAAGUAAUUGAAAAUAUUACCAAGGAAAGGGAUGCAGCUAUUCAAGCUGCUCAGUCGAAAAGAGAUGAAAUCGUUGAAGACUUACACAAUAAAAAAGACGAAUUUACUUCAGCUGUUCAUGAUAAAACAAAUGCAGCUGCAGACGCACUUACAAACACACAGACUGUAGUAGAAAAAGUCGUGGAAAAGAAAAAGAACGAUUUAGUAGACACUGGAGAUUUUAUUCAAAACGCAGCCAGUAAUCAUAUGGAUAGGAUAAGACAAGAAGCAGAGAGCACUACGGAAGAUAUAAAAAGAACGGCAGAGGAAGCUAUUAACGCGGCGGCACAAAAGAAAUCAGACAUUCAAGCUGAUAUUAGCACGAAAUUUGAAGGAAUUAAGAAUUCUGGCAAAGAUAGCUUAGACAGCGUGCAACAGGCUGCUAGUGAGAAAGUUUCACAAGCUAAAGAGUCAGCGCAACAAGCGUUCGGUCACGUCAAAGAUUCGUCCUUGGGCGCUUUCGGUUCAAUCGAAACCGCGGCAAAGGGCAAAGUGAACGACGUCGCCGACAACUGGGAGGAUCUGCAAAGUAGCACAAGGGAUACCUUCGCAGAGAUGAAAGAUGAGGUUCACGGGUUGGAAAGCUCAGCGCAAGACACUUUGCAUAGCUUACAGAGUUCAGCUGGAAACACUUUUGACAGUUUAGACGAUUCAACGCGAGAAAUAAUAGCAGAUGUACAAAACACGACGAACAAAGCAGGAGACGCUUCUACAGAACUAUUCGGCGGUGUCAAAGAUUCCUUCGAAGGUUUCACGAUAACGGCGGAAAAUAAACUCGAAGACAUAAAGGGUGCUGCGAAUGAAAGGCUAGAGGAAACUGGGCAAUCAUUGGAAAAGAUAGAAAGUGACGUCACUGAGGGUGUAAAGAAAACAGGAUCGAAUGUAGCGCAAGGCGUGACGUCAGAGGUCGAUAAGUUCGCGAGCAAUCUCAACGAUUUGGGCAAUACUGUGUUUGGAUCGUCGGGGAAAGGUUUUAUGAAAGAUUCAAGUAAAAAAUUGCUUGAAUCAGAGAAAUCACAAUCGUCACCACACAAGAAGGGCUCAGGGUUUUUCUCAAAGUUGCGCCGCAACCACUGAGCAACGGGAGCGCGAUGGCGAAUCAAUUGAUAACAUCUACAUAAUUUUAAAUAUUAAAAUUAUAACUUAUUCUUCCAAAUAAUGUUAAAAUUCCCACGAGUUACCAGUCUUGUCUCCGUGUUUUUAAACGAUACUCAAUUUUAAGUCGAUUUAAAUCGAUAUGAAGUAAUAUCAAUAAUCUAAAAUUGUAUUGCCAGUAAUAAACUCAACUCAAAAUUGAGUAACGUUUGAGAAUUCGGUAAUAUGGUGCUCAAAUCAACUAAAUAUAUAGUGUAAUGUUAUUGCUAUGCUCCUAAUGAUAUUGAAAUAAUCAUAGAAAAUAGAUUUUAAAUUUCUAAAGCAUUAGGUUUUUCCAGUAUUGAAAAUUCAAUACAACGUCUACAAAACCAUGAGAUAAUACAUAAAUAUAUUAAUUUAUAUACUUAAAUCAAGAAUCACGUAUCUGUAUAGAACUAAAUGAUAUAAUUAUGAGUUUUAUAUAAAAAUAAUAUUCCAGUAGUACAUAUGGUGACAAUUGUUGGUAAAACACGUUAAUUUGUUUUAUAUUUAUCAUAAUAUUAUGUAUUGCAUAUUGUUACUAAAAAUAUUAAUUAGUCUAUGGUAAGCUAUUUACCCAGAAAUUGUGUAAUGUAAUUGAUUAUUGACAUUAAAUUGCCAAACUUAUUGCGUUUAUUCAAAGAAACACUAAAAUAUCCUUUUCACUUAUCCUGCACCUUUAGAUUAAGGUAACGUUGUAAAAGAGCGUUUGGGUUAUUACGAAUGAGGGUAGUAAAAAAAAAUUUUUUUUUCUACACGUAGGUGCUAAUUUUUGCUAUUUAUACUGUAUUUUUUAUCCCCGAUGCAAAAAGAGGGAUGUUAUAUUAUGUUCUAGAUAUGAUUUUGAAAAUCGAACUACCCUCUUAAAAGAAAAAAUAAUUUUCCAAGCUACCCUACAUUCGCAAUCACCCAAAUGCACUUUAAAUUAAAUAUUAUAUUUUCUAAAUAUUUUCUUGUAAAGGUGAGAUUGUUGAUUGGAUAAGAAUUGGUGUUAUUGUGAUUUGCACAAAUGCGUGUUUUCAAGGCCCCAAUUCGAAAUUUUUGAGAAAAAUUUGCCCAAAAUUAAAUGAAAUUAUCUAACUAAUGGUAGAUUACAAUUACUGAAGUACAAGUAAGGAAAUAGUCGCUUCAUAGACUAUGUAAUGUAGCCAUAGUGUUUAGGCUGAAGCCUUACUUCAUGAGCCAUUAAAAAUGUAUAAAAACUGUUAUGUAUUUGUUUACUUGUAUCAUUUUUAAAUCUUAAACGUUGUUACUAUGUGUUAUAUUUCGACAAAAGGCCAUUUUGUUAUAAGAAAAAUCAUAAAGAAACCUUUAUUUUAUAUCUAUAUUAAAUAUUUGAUCUGAUUUCAAAAUAACAUUGUAAUCAAGUCCUUACGGGCAAGUGAGAUUGUGAAUGACGCUAUAUUAUGUACUCAGAGUACAUUUUAUCGUUGUACCUUUAAACUAUGUACUUUUGUAUCACAAAGGAAUCGUAAAUUUAUUUUUAGCUAAUUAGCUUCAUAAUUUAAAUAUUCUAAUAGUUUUACCAGAUUAUGAGGCUUUCUUAUGUACAUCACAUAGAUCGAUAUUCUAAUAUUCGUUAUUAUUUCAACGAUAAACUUUCGGCAAAGACUAGUUUAAUAUUCUUAUAUAUAAAAAUGAAUCGCAAAAUGUGUUGGUAAGCGCAUAACUCGAGAACGGCUGAACCGAUUUCGAUAAUUCUUUUUUUAUUAUAUUCCUUGAAGUGUGAAGUGAAGUGUGGGUAUGUGUGUGUGUUGAAGAGAAAACGUAAAUAUGUACCACGGGUGAAGCCGGGGCGGACCGCUAUAAUAAAAGUCAAAAGU